Messenger RNA from Mya arenaria, 4204 nucleotides. RefSeq lists its product as uncharacterized. The record is from RefSeq and is a predicted model, not a curated record. Lineage: Eukaryota; Metazoa; Mollusca; Bivalvia; Myida; Myidae. The transcript has a single exon. The coding region runs from base 286 to 1590 and encodes 434 amino acids.
CCUUUCAUGCUACUGGCUUCUUGAAGUCCAUGAGUCGUUCAGCAUGAAAAGGCAUGUGGACUAUAAAAGGAGUAUUUCACAAGAAGUGCAAACUGGUAUAAAUUCAAUAGUUAAAUAAAAUACCAUGGGUCAGAUUUUUCCAAUAAGCGCGUUAAAGGUAAUCAAGUUGAUAUCUCUCGCUCUAUAUAUACUAUACCUGAUCAAAUGGCGAUAGAUCGAUAAUCCAAUGUUACAUGUUUAUACCCGUAAGAUAGGUGAUCUUUUGUAUUUCAAUAGAGCGAAGCAAUGUAUAGGAAUUAUUUAAAACAGUUCGGUUAUAAACAGACAGACAUGAGAGUUCAGGACAACAUGGAGAGUGGUAAUGCCGAAAAGGGCACCUUAAAUAAGGAACAUCAGGAUAAAAGUGAAAUAAAUGGUGACAUUAAUACAGACAGCGAUAAAGAAGACGCCGAUAGCCUUAGCAACAGCGUAAAUAUGCCAUUCUCUACUAGCGCCAAACAGAGGAAAUUGAUUUUACAUUUUGAUAUUCGGAAUACAGUGCUAGUUGCGGAUUCUGUGACAAAUGUAUCCGUGGAGCAAGCGCUCAAUAGUUUCCUGACGGGGGUCACGUGGGGCCGUGAGGACACUUCCGGUGAGUGGCAGUGGCAUUCCGACCAACUGUCUUUGACUCCGCCCGCUAAGGAUGUGGUCACUUAUUAUAAAUAUCUUGAGAAAAAGUUUGUGAAAAACACGAAUGAUCGAACUCUGUUGCGACUUGCAACUGGUGAUUUUACUCAUAAUGAGCUUGGUAGAAUAUUUCAUCCACAUUUUCAGAAUCACAUGGAACUCCUUAAAUGGAGGCAUGAAUUUGAGACGGAAAGGCAUAACAUAUUGACUAUGUCAGGCCACGAUGGCCAGCAAUAUAAUUAUUUGGUUCCGGCAUUGUACAAAUGUAUUUAUCAUCUCGUAGAAACGGAAAGAGACUUCGCAAUUGUGUUCAGAACUUUUGGUUUAGAUGCGCCAAAUGUGAUUAAAAGUUUAGCGCACGGUCUUCAGGGCCACCAUCCCGGAUUCAAGGAACCAGUUGAACUUCCGGUGGAUGAAAACAUCGGGACGGUGAAAAGGAGUGCUACGGCGCCAACGGUGGCAACCACUUCAGGUGCAGACGGCACGAAAACCUUCACCGGCGACCGCGAGAUAUACGAUAUGUUAUCGCAAAGAGUGGGCAUUUCCGGUUUUCGGGACGAUGUCCAUUAUUGGUUGGAAAACAACUACCACCAUCACACCUCCAAGCCCCUCAUUAUUGACCCUUUUGACCAAAACGUCCACCAUAUUUUCUUUGAUGAUAACUACCGGACGUACGAAGAUGAUAGUAUCGUUGACGUUCGGAUGUUUGAAUCCCGCGGCGCCAGUGAGGCCCGGAGUCUUCUGAAUGUGGAAACUGCUCAAUUUGAAAAUGUAUGUGUUGUACAGGCGGACCUCAUUAAAUGCAUUGAGGAUGAAAACUACUAUAAAGACAGAGUGGCUGAGUGUGAAACAAACUAUUCUGAGUUCUUAAAACGAUGGAGAAAGCUCUCACGGAGUAUGUCCGUCCGUGAAAUUCUUUUAUGAGUUUUCCUCUGAAUUUGUUCUGCUCUUAUAGGGCAAUGUGAUAAACAUUUUUUUUUCUUCAUUUUUACAUUUUAGUAGAAUUGUAUUUUACCUUGACAUAUCAACUUGGCUGUGAUAACCGCAAUAGGUAUUGUUUGUAUUUAUGGUUUAUAAAUAACGUCAUUCGAGGGUGGUAUUAGAAAAUACUUAGCAAAUACACAUAAGACUGACACAGGACAACAAUGGCAAUAUAAAACAUGACUGGCAAUAUACAACACAGAUUCAUAGUUGAGGCAAUAGCUUCAACACUUAAUUUAUGGAAACGGGCUAUUCUAGGAAAUAAAAAAAACCCAGAAAGUACACGUUUACGAAAGUACAUUAAAAAUUAAUGGUUUGUGCAUUUUUCUUGAGAAUGGUUUCAUAAUAUACUGCAUUCUCAAGAGUUGGUUUGCCGGUACAAAAGACCGAAGGAGAAUUCAUACAUGUAUGUCUGUUCACUUAAGCGGUAAUGUCAAUGUGUGUUCAUGUAUUUAGUUAGGUUUCAGGUAAAAGACUUCCAGAGAUCAUUCUUCGGUAUUUGCUUUUCAGAUAAGUACGUAAUAUAUUUAAGAUAACACCAUAGAUAAUGAGAUUGAAUGUACUUUCGUAAAAAUGCAUUUCUGCUAAAAUAUGGACAAGUUUAGAGACUAUCCGAUUAGUCUCGUGCAACAUGUUGUCUAAAAUAUGUAAAACAAAACAACAUUAAUAACAUAAAAGGGACAUCUGGAAGUCCAAUAUACGCUUCCAUAACGAAUGAGCGCAGGCGGAUGAGGAUUUUUUAUUCUAUCAAACAAUUGUUAAUCAAAGCAUGGUUAUAUGUAAUUCAGGACUUUUACCUCAGUUUAAGAAGCUUCAGGGUAUAGUUACAUUUAUGAUGAACAAUCAAUUUGGAAUCGGUCGAUGUGUUCUUGAAUUUCUUUAUUGCAUAAAUGAUCCAAACAUUUUCACGAAUAUACUUGGAUUGCAACAUGUUUCCCCUGUCAUUUCUUUUGAUAUACAAUGCACUUGAAUCUAUACGUUUAAAUAAUCAAAGUCACUAAAAGAGUUUACGUUAAAUAUCAAGGAGCGAUUGAUCCUGUGUCAAUAUCUUAACAUCUCCAUGAAGACACUAAUUGACUGUGCUCUGUGAAAUUGAAUAAUAUUUUAUAAUACGUUCAUGUUAGAAAACACUUAAAGCCAAUCUCACUAAGAGUUCAAGAUAAAUCAUACCACAGUGAAUGUUAACUUUUAACAACAAUUUAAUACCACUUAAUUUGUUGUUGUUAAUUUCAUGUGUUUAAGCAUACUGGAUAAUAAAGACUGAAAUUGUUUUUGGUAUAACUUACUUUAUGACGAUUCGAAACUAAACAUUUAAAUUAUUAUUCUAAUCAUUUGUAUAGACUAGGUAAUGUCACAGGAUUGUUUUCAUCUCGGAAUCACAUUUUAUUUACUGAUGAUACGAAUACAAAUAUAAUUAUGUAGUAAAUAGUAAAUACAAAUGUUUACUGCCGACGCAUUAAGCAGAUCACGAGUAUAACAUACUGAUGUCGGGACUGUAGAAAUGGUCAUAAACGAAAUUAUUACUGCGUUUUACCAUGGGAGAUUUUCUAACAUAUUCACAAUGUUUUUGCUCAAAAUAACUUAAUCAAAGAACGAUGUUUCAUGUACUUGACAUAUCUAUUUUAUCUAUAAAUGCCGACAAAUCAAUAACCUGCCUGGUUAUACCAAUAAACCAUACACGACAGCAAUCCUAAUAUCGAUACUGAAACCAAAUGAAUAGCAAUUUGCCAUAUCACUCCGGGUUCUAGUCUGUGUUCUAAUUGUUAUCCCACUUUUAUUCACGUCGCUCUUAAAGUUAGGCAUUACCAAAUUGUUUCUAUGUUUAGCACCAGGGUCUAAUUUCAAACCGUGUCCACCCGACAAGAAAACAACAACAAACGUUGAGAAACAACAACAACAAGCAUAGUAUCCGUAGUUUAGUGCAGAGGUUCGGACAAGCUACCCGGCAAUGUCUAGCGUACAAGCAAACUCAUAUUAUACUCUUGCAGGGUCUUAAUUUACUAAAGCUUAACCUCUUUAUGGUUUAUAAUAUAAAUGUACCUCUCAACCUGUUUUAUUAGUAUUAACACAUUAUACAUGCAUUGUUUUAUUUAUUUUUAUUUACAUACUGAUUAUUCCUUUAUUUACCCUUGAUUUUUAAAUUUUUACUCUAAAUAAUUCCAGGGUGCCAAUAAAUAAGUGUAACCGUCCAACAUCAAUUUAUCGAAAAUACUCUAAAUUAUUUUUAUAAUUCGUCAAUUUUGAAAUUGAACAAAAACGCUCAGUUUAAUGUAGAAGUAACGACAACACGUCCCUAUUGCACGCACAAAUUGUUAAAAACUUACUUUUUUAUUUCCAUGAAUGACGUUUAUUGUGUUCCGUUUAAGAUGUCAUACUGCGAGUUACAUACAUGUCACGAUAUAAUAACAUGUUGAAUAUGUUGUAAUAUAAAAGGCACAUGGGCAUUUACUAAUGCAAUCCCUUUUUAGUUGCAAUAACCUGAUUUCUGAAGCAUUUCCUUGUAAUACUAGAAUGUGAUACCAAAGACAACCAUAAUAAAACUAUUCUUUGUACUUUA